AUAUCUGUAUGUAUUGAAUUGAAUUUGUAUAUGAAUUUAUUGAUAUUAAUAAGGUCUGGAAUAUGAAUAAGAAAACCCUAAUUUGAGAUAGGGUAUAUAUAUAUAGAUAUAUACACAUGCAUAUAUAGGGGUAUUAAUUGAUUGGAGAGGAAAUUGGGAUUUGAAAUAAUGGAUCUGAAUGUGUGAAAUCGGCCUUGUGGUGAAAAUUCAGGGGCUUUUUUGGGAAAAGUAUAAUUGGGGAUUAGGGUUUGAUUGAAUAUCUGAAAUAUGUCGAAAAAGGAUAUGUUUCCUGAUGCGUAUUCCGGUGGAUUUCCUCCAAAUGAUGAAUCGGAAGGAUCUGGUUGUUCUGGCCGUGUCGAUAUGGAUGUUUCUGGUUAUGGGGAGUCAAGUGGGUAUAAGAAAAAAUGGAUAAAGUUGAGUUCUGCAUUGCAUGAUGGAUUUGGUGUGCCAGUACAUGUUGUGCCAUUAACGAAGAUGUCGAGUACGGAGAAGAAGAAUUGGUUGUUUCGAUUGAGAGGUGAGCUUGAUCAACUUAGGACGUUUCAGAAGAGAGUGGAUGUCGAUAAGGGUCAGUCUCAGGCUCAAGUUGUUGCAAUGUCAUCUUCUAAUGACAUUUUUAGCUCCAGUAAUGUUCAAACUGUGCGCCAAACGAAUGCGAAGAGAUCUGGUGGUCCUGGGAAGAGAAUUGACCAGAAGGGCCAAAAGGCAAAUCGUGGUGUUAUGGGGAGGUUUCAAUCUGUUGGCCAGUCUACUCCAGCAGGGGCUUUUAGUCCGAUAUUGAAGAAGCAAUGUGAUGGCUUGUUGAAGAAGUUGAUGACUCAUCCACAUGGUUGGGUAUUUAAUAACCCUGUCGAUGUUGUUACUUUGAAAAUACCGGAUUAUUUUGAUGUAAUAAAGAAUCCAAUGGAUUUUGGGACGAUAAAAGAAAAACUCAGCUCGGGGAAAUAUUCAAGUCCGCUUGAAUUUCUAGCUGAUGUCAGACUUACCUUCUCCAAUGCCAUGACCUAUAAUCCGCCAGGCAAUGAUGUUCAUGUCAUGGCAGAUGUACUUAGUAAAUUUUUUGAGCUAAGAUGGAAGCCCAUUGAAAAGAAACUCCCUGUGAAUAGUUCUCAACAACCUCCGCUUCAUGAAGAGAUUGAUUUGCUUAAGCCAGCCCCCCCUUCAAAGAAGAGAAAAAUAGCCACAAUACAACAAGAAGCAUUGCCAGAGCCAGUUAAGGUGGUGAUGAGCAAUGAAGAAAAGCAUAUUUUAAGUAGGGAGUUGGAAGAUCAUCUAGCAGAUUUGCCUGAUAAGAUCAUUGACUUUUUGAGAGAACACAGCUCGAAUGGGAAUGAAGGGGAAGAGGAUGAAAUUGAAAUUGAUAUAGAUGAUCUCAACGACGAUACCUUGUUUAAAUUACGCAAGAUGUUGGAUGAUCAUAUACGAGAUCAACAAAAUCUUGGAAAGGCAGAACCUUGUGUCAUUGAGCUGCUACAUGAAUCAGGGCUUAGCAACUCAACUAUGCAACUAUAUAGAGGGAAUGAUCCCGUGGAUGAGGAUGUAGAUAUUGGUGGGAAUGAGCCCCCUGUUUCAAGCUAUACUCCAGUUGGACAAGAAAAAGGAGCAAACAAGAAAAGUGACACGGGGAUGAUAUCAAGAACCUCUAGUGAUACUAAUUCUAGAAAUGCAUCUGAAAACGUACAAAAUGAUGAUGUUAAAGCUUCUAGCCCAUUAAAAGUGUCUCAGAAUGAUUUGGAGGACAAGGCUGGCACAAGCGAUCUAAUUGAUAAUCAGUCAGGUAGCGGGCUGGACCAAGUUGAGCACAUGUCCCAACAGAAACCGAGUUCAGUUGAAUCAGAUAGCCAGAAGGAUGAUGGGGAUAGUGCCCCAAACUCGAUGCCAGUUUCGCCUGGAAAGUUGUACCGAGCUGCUCUUCUGAAAAAUCGAUUUGCAGAUACAAUCUUUAAGGCUCGAGAAAAGACGCUUAAUCAGAUUGAGAAGGGGGAUCCUGAGAAGCUGCGCCGUGAGAAGGAGGAACUUGAAAAUCAGAAAAGGAAAGAAAAAGCUCGGUUACAAGCAGCAGCAGAGGCUGCAGAAAAUGCUCGAAGGCGAGCAGAAGCUGAAGCUGCAUUGGAAGUAAAGCGAAAGAGAGACCUUGAAAGGGAAGCAGCUCGGCAGGCAUUAUUGAAGGUGGAAAAGACGGUUGAUAUUGACGAGACUUCGCGUUUCAUUGAGGACCUUGAAAUGUUGAGGACCGUGAAUCCUGAGCAGUUAGUAACUUCAGUAGACGAGACAAUCCCUGAUCAUGGCUCUUUGGAUGCGUUAGGCAGUUUCAAUUUUGGGUCUAGCAAUCCGUUGGAACAACUCGGCUUGUACAUGAAGAGGGACGAACAUGAAGAGGAUGACGGUGAGCUCGAGCUGCCUAGCAUUGUUCCAGGAGGGACCAAGGAGGAAGGAGAAAUUGAUUAAGCUUCAGUUAUGGUGAUUAGAAAGUUAUUAGGAUCUUUUAUGUAUAGAAUGAUUGGUGGCUAGUCAGCCUAUAAUCGGAAAGUGCAAAAAAAAUGAAAAAAAAAAAUUAAAUGAAAAAAAAGCAAGUUAUAGAAUGAUGAUAAAACAUUCAUUUUCAGCUGUGGAUUUGAUUUUUGAUUUCUGCAUAGGUGAAUGAUGGUUUUCUAGUUAUAUUUUGUUUGUUGUAGACUUGUAAUAACUGUAUUAAAACAUAAGUUGAGAAUGUAUCUGUAUCUAACUAUCUACCGCACUGUUUUACAUUAA
Molecule: messenger RNA, 2751 nt
Organism: Erigeron canadensis
Lineage: Eukaryota; Viridiplantae; Streptophyta; Magnoliopsida; Asterales; Asteraceae
Product: transcription factor GTE9-like
Exons: 10
Coding region: 268-2448 (726 amino acids)
Molecular function (GO): protein binding
Source: RefSeq, a predicted model, not a curated record